Halichondria panicea is the source of this 1289-nucleotide messenger RNA. RefSeq names its product deleted in malignant brain tumors 1 protein-like. Gene Ontology annotation, cellular component: membrane. The coding region runs from base 35 to 1201 and encodes 388 amino acids. The record is from RefSeq and is a predicted model, not a curated record. Lineage: Eukaryota; Metazoa; Porifera; Demospongiae; Suberitida; Halichondriidae. The transcript is spliced from 9 exons.
GUACAAAAUUAAUGUAGUUAGCUUGCAUUAGCUGAUGCUCUAUACAAGCGAAUGGCUGAUAGAGAUCAAUAUGCAAAGUCAAUGGAAAGUUAUUGCCACACUGGUAUAUGUGUUGCUACAGACUAGAGUUGAUGCAAGCCCGCAACAAGAUGGCUAUCAGCUAUACAAAGAUGGGCAGACAUCAGAGGACGGACUUAAUACGGAUGACGAGUUCUUGUUUGCGGAUGACUGGACACAAUCACUGAUAGAGCCACACAUUUUAUGGUCCAAAGGAGACCUCCGAUUAAUGGUGAAUGAUGAAGUGGUUGGUACAGGUGCAGGACGAUUGGAGAUGUACCUUGGCAGUAAUUACAUGUCUGAUGGCAGUGGUGAGGUUGAGUCCGAGGGUUCAUGGGGGACAGUGUGUGGUGAUGAGUUCUCACUCGCAGCUGCUAACGUGGCUUGUCGACAGAUGGGGUUCAAAUAUGCUACCGGCUGGAAUUACACGAUCUAUACACCGUAUGGUUCUGCAAAUGACAGUAUGCCUAUAGCUGUGAGUGACAUAUCGUGUUCAGCUUCUUAUUUCUGGCAUUUUAUGCGUUGUGAUGUCGAUUACGGAAACUUAGACGAGGACUGCAGUCAUCGGCAAGAUGUGGCAGUGUUUUGCAGUGUUGAGAAUAUUUGGGAGGCUCCUUAUCAGGGGCAAGUUCGCCUGAUGAACUCUUUAACGAACACCACCAUACAUUCGUACGGGCGUGUAGAGGUCUACCAGAAUGGCCAGUGGGGUACAGUCUGUAACAAAGGUUUCAGUCAGGAGGGGGCUGACUCUGUGUGUCGACAACUGGGCUACACAGGGGCUGUGUUCACUGGAAGUGCAUUCCCUGGUAGUGGAGCUAUUCACGUGAAGGACCUCACUUGUGAUUCCUCUCAGUCAUGUUUCACCGAUUGCUUCCAACCUCACGUCCUCAUCCAUGACUGUAACCACACGAUGGAUGUGGCCAUUCAAUGCCAAUUUGACUUAAGUGAAGCCGAAGAGUAUUCUGCUGGAUACAAGAGCAACUGUGCAAUCAACAAGUUUCCGCUGUUGAUAGUACUGUUUGGUGUGAUAUUGGGCCUAGCUGCGGUGUUUAUGGUGGGAUGUGUUGUAGUGCUCAUGGUGUCCAUUACAAGAUGCUGCUACAAGUGUCGCUCUAAGAAGAAUCGCUACGAAGAGUUGUACUAGCUAGACACCCAGAAAAAUUAUUUACUGUUUUGUUUUUAGCUUAUUGUGUAUAUCUUUUUGUCUAUUGUGAUAAUAUAAUUGAAGCAAA